Molecule: messenger RNA, 4530 nt
Organism: Trichoplax adhaerens
Lineage: Eukaryota; Metazoa; Placozoa; Uniplacotomia; Trichoplacea; Trichoplacidae
Exons: 26
Biological process (GO): calcium ion transmembrane transport; neuronal action potential; sodium ion transmembrane transport
Cellular component (GO): voltage-gated sodium channel complex; voltage-gated calcium channel complex; neuron projection
Molecular function (GO): low voltage-gated calcium channel activity; voltage-gated sodium channel activity
Source: RefSeq, a predicted model, not a curated record
AUGCGUAGCAUAAUUAUUAACUUUUAUUUAUUUUUAUAUCCUCAUUCUAAAAGUAUUGGCCUUAACUUUUGCUUUCUCACAUGGUUCGAGCGAAUUACAAUCAUCGUUAUCUUAAUUAACUGCGUUACUUUAGGCUCUUAUAAUCCAGCUGGUCAAUUUAAAAAUAAUACUUGCGUGGAUAGCACAUGUCAAAUAACGAGUGUGGUCGACAAUAUUAUAUUUGGUUAUUUUGUAGUAGAAAUGAUUAUCAAAAUGGUCGCUUUAGGUGUUUUUGGUAAAUAUGCCUAUUUUUCAAGUGGCUGGAAUCGAUUAGAUUUUAUAAUUGUCUUAACUGGAUGCCUGGAAUAUUUAAUUAAUGAAGGAGAGUUUUUAACGAUUAUACGUACAGUCCGCGUUUUAAGACCACUAAGAGCAAUUAAUCGCGUUCCGAGCAUGCGGUUAUUGGUUAAUCUCUUACUAGAUACUUUACCAUUACUUGGCAAUGUUUUAAUGUUAUGCUUCAUAGUAUUUUCUAUAUUUGGUAUCGUUGGUGUUCAAUUAUGGAAAGGUAUUCUGCGUAGCCGAUGCACUUUACAACAGAAUAUCACUGCGCCACCAGGCAUCUUUUUAUAUCGAUACUAUUUACCGAGCUACGAAGAUCCUGACUAUGUUUGCAGCUUACCUGAGUAUAAUGGGAUCCAUCACUGUAGAGAUCUAACAUUAUCCAACCUAACGUUAGACUUAACAUGCAAAAUAACAAACCAAACAUUAGCCAGUCAGUAUGGGGACGGAACAUGUACAGAAUAUCUUCAGUUCUACGAUACAUGUAGUACCAGCGGACCAAAUAUAUUCUACGAUAAUAUUUCAUUUGACAACUUCGCUAUGGCAUUUAUAGCAAUAUUUCAGGUAAUUACGUUAGAAGCAUGGGUAGAUAUCAUGUAUGCCAUUCAAGAUGGACAUGCUUCCAUAGAUUGGAUCUAUUUUGUAAUUUUAAUAUUGAUUGGUUCCCUCUUUUUACUCAAUUUUACAUUGGUGGUUAUGGCUACGCAAUUUUCUGAAACUAAACGUAGAGUUACUAAAAAAGCAAGAAAUAGCCCAUCUGCUAUAAGAUCUCGUCGUGGCUCAUUUAGCACAUUGUCUAGCAGCGCCGAAUCGCGGACAUGCUAUAAUGAAACAAUUCGUUUAAUACGCCGCAUAAUACUAUACAUAGCAUAUUUGAUCCAGCAAUUCUAUAGUCGAUGUUUAAAAAAAAUAUCAACAUAUUUAGCAUUUCGAUUAGAUAAUUGGCGUCAACGAUCUUACUCUCAGAAUACUACUACAACCAGCCAAAUCUAUCAGGAAUCAGCACUUCGUGAUCGAUUAGGAAAGCGUAAUGGUGAUCUUGCAAUCAAUAAUUCGCUAUACGAUGGAACAACUGAUAAUGACGGCGAUACACCUAUCCAUCCGUUAGAAAGUAAUACCGAAUUACAAUUAUUCAAUUUUCAACUCCGUCAUCAACCGGAUGGUGUAAGUUUGACUACCGAUCUAUCCAAUAAACUUACCAAUUAUCAAAAAUUAAAGCAGCGGAUCCGACGACUUCGAGUUCGCUGUUGUAUAUUCACAAAGAGUCAAAAAUUUUCUUUAAUCGUUUUAUUUGCAAUUCUCGCCAACACGAUUGUAAUGGCUAUUGAGCAUCAUAAUCAGCCCACGUAUCAAAUCCAAGCCUUGGAAGUUUGCAAUAUCAUUUUUACGAUAUUCUUUACCCUGGAAAUGGUAUUUAAGCUCUUCGCGCUGGGCUUACUACACUACGCUAAAGAUAGUUUUAACGUUUUCGAUGCCAUCAUUGUCAUAGUUAGCCUUGUUGAAAUUGCUACUGAUGGCAAGGGAUUAUCUGUUCUACGAUCUUUCCGAUUAUUGAGAAUCUUUAAGAUUGUUCGCUUUCUGCCAACACUACAACGUCAAAUGAUGGUCAUGGCGCAAACAUUCGAUAAUGUUGUCAUCUUUCUUGGAUUACUAUUCCUAUUUAUGUUCACUUUCAGCAUAUUAGGAAUGCAUCUUUUCGGUAAUCGAUUCUGCUUAGCACGCGUAAAGGAUGGCCCAGUCGUUUGUUCGCGUAAAAAUUUCGAUAGUUUACUAUGGGCAUUUGUAACGGUCUUUCAGAUUUUAACACAAGAAGAUUGGAACGUCGUCAUGUAUGAUGGGAUGUUAGCUCGUGGUAAAUGGGCUGCAAUUUACUUCCUAGCUUUGGUCACAUUAGGCAAUUAUGUGCUACUUAAUCUAUUGGUUGCUAUAUUAGUUAACGGUUUCCAAGAGCAGGAGAAGGAUUUGCAAGGAAUUCCCACUACACAAAUUGUUGAAGGUUAUUAUGGUAAAAGCACACCGAUUUGCGAUCAUCAAAGUUGUGCUAUGGAAUCAUCUGCAUUAAGUCAGUCAAACAAGAGAGAAGAAGAUGGUGAUAGUCAAACUGAAUUCUAUAUACGAACUUUCCAAUCUUCGUCUUUAUCGUGCAAUCACAAUCAAGAAGAAGAACAACAACAACUACCAAAUCUGGUAGAUCCUAAUGAAGUCCAAAUAUUUCCGUGUCGCGUUCCAAUUGGUCCUCGAGAUCCACCACAGAGCAAAAAUAAAUUUGCAAAGUUAAGACGCCUGAUGCCAUGGUCAAAACAGAAAUGGCAAGCAAUACGUCGAAAAUAUUGGAUUUGCCCCGAAGAAGUGAAUAACCCUAACUGGCUAACAAGACAUCGGAAUCAUUCCUUGCUCAUACUACCUAAAGAAAAUAGGUUUCGGAAAUGGUGUAAAAAUGUGGUUAAAAAUCCCUACUUCGAUCGUAUUAUAUUGGUAGUUAUCAUUUUUAACUGCGUUACAUUGGCCAUGGAAAGACCAGGAAUAGAUCCGAAUAGUAUGGAAAGGCAUUUCUUAAACUUGAUGGUUAUCAUCUUUACCUUCAUCUUUACAAGCGAAAUGAUAAUCAAGGUUGUAACCGGCGAUAAAAGCUAUUUGAGAAAUGGCUGGAACGUUCUUGAUUUACUUUUGGUUAUUAUUUCAUGGGUGGAUCUAAUUAUAACAUAUACUGGUGGUGCCUCUAAUAUCUUGGGAGUUUUACGGAUACUACGUGGAUUUCGCACCUUACGUCCACUCAGAGUUAUUAAUCGUGCUCCUGGAUUGAAGCUGGUCGUUCAAACGCUAUUCUCUUCCUUGAAAGCUAUUGGCAACAUUGUUAUAAUAUGUGUAGCUUUCUUUGUUAUUUUUGGUAUUUUAGGAGUUCAGUUGUUUAGCGGCAAAUUUUACUACUGUAAAGCUACUGAUGAUGUGGAAAAUAAGACUCAGUGCGUUGAGCAAUAUGGACUAUCAGAAUGGGUUAAUCGACCGUAUAACUUUGAUGAUUUAGUCAAUGCUUCUCUAUCACUUUUUGUCAUUAGUAGUAAAGACGGCUGGAUGGAUAUUACAUAUCAUGGCAUUGAUGCCCGAGGUGUUGAUUUGCAACCAAAGAAGAAUCAUAACGUUGUGGUCUUACUCUAUUUCAUCUCCUUCCUUUUAUUGGUUGGAUUUUUCGUAUUAAAUAUGUUUGUUGGAGUAGUAGUUGAAAAUUUUCAUAAAUGCCAGGAGGAACAUGAGCGAAGACAGCGAGAAAAGAAAAGAAAUAGAAAGUUACAACGAGCUAAAAAGAAUCAAAAUAAAGCAAAUGCUAAGAGUGUGUCCCAGAUAUUUUGCAUAAAGAAAGUAAAAGAGAAGAAAAAAAAUCAUAUACCACCAGUGGAAGAUUAUCCAGCGUGGCGUCGAAAGUUAUACCGAUUCUGUGUUCAUCGUUAUUUCGACAUUACUAUUACCAUUGUGAUUGCAGUUAAUAUUAUUUUUAUGGCGACUGAGCACUAUAAAAUGUCUCAGGCUUGGGAAGAAGUCCAUAAAUAUGCAAAUUAUUUCUUCACUGUUGUCUUUACAUUGGAAGCUGUAAUCCAUUUAGUGGCAUUUGGUGUUGUAUAUUAUUUCAGAGAUCGGUGGAAUAUCUUUGACCUGUUAAUCGUUAUACUAAGUUGGACUGGUAUUAUUAUCGAAAGCCAGGUCCUUAGCAAUCCAACAAUUAAUCCUACUAUUAUUCGAGUCAUGAGAUUGUUAAGAAUUGUACGAAUAUUGAAACUAAUUAAAGCAGCAAAGGGUAUCCGAUCUCUCUUACGAACGAUUAUGAAUGCAAUGCCACAGGUGGUCAAUUUGGGUAUGCUAUUUUUUCUAUUAUUCUUUAUAUUUGCUGCGCUCGGUAUUGAAUUGUUUGGCCGUUUAGAUUGUACAACGGACAAUCCUUGUAAUGGUUUAAGUCAGCACGCUAAUUUUAAAACAUUUGGCAUGGCUAUGUUGACAUUAUUUCGUAUUGCAACGGGUGAUAACUGGCAAGGUAUUUUACAGGAUACUUUAAGAGAGAAUUGCGAUAGGAGUGAAAAUUGCCAGCAAAAUUGUUGCUCCAACCCUAUCUUGUCUUCAUUAUUUUUUGUGAUCUUCGUUUUAGCAGCUCAAUACGUCUUAACCAAUGUUGUCGUCGCUGUCCUGAUGAAACAUUUAGAAGAAUCUGACGAGAAAGAA